Messenger RNA from Carlito syrichta (Philippine tarsier), 1396 nucleotides. RefSeq names its product beta-1,3-galactosyltransferase 4 (gene B3GALT4). Bases 1 to 1137 code for a protein of 378 amino acids. Gene Ontology annotation, molecular function: N-acetyl-beta-D-glucosaminide beta-(1,3)-galactosyltransferase activity. NCBI's taxonomy places the organism in Eukaryota, Metazoa, Chordata, Mammalia, Primates, Tarsiidae. Gene Ontology annotation, cellular component: membrane. The record is from RefSeq and is a predicted model, not a curated record. The transcript has a single exon.
AUGCCCCUCAGCCUCUUCCGGCGCCUUCUCCUUGCCGCUCUGCUGCUGGUGAUCGUCUGGACCCUCUUUGGGCCCUCGGGUUUGGGGGAGGAGCUGCUGAGCCUCUCACUAGCCUCCCUGCUCCCAGCCCCCGCCUCACCAGGGCCGCCCUUGGCUCUGCCCCGCCUCUUGAUCCCCAACCAGGAGGCCUGCAGGGGUCCCGGCGCACCUCCUUUCCUGCUAAUCCUGGUGUGCACGGCCCUAGAGAACGUGAACCAGAGAAACGCCAUUCGCGCCUCGUGGGGCAGGCUGCGCCAAACGCGGGGACUCAGGGUGCAGACACUUUUUCUGCUGGGAGAGCCGAGUGAACAGCACCCCGGUUCGAGCUCCCACGGGAACGACCUGGCGAGGGAGUCAGCGGCCCACGGGGACAUCUUGCAAGCGGCCUUCCAGGACUCCUAUCGCAACCUCACCCUCAAGACCCUCAGCGGGCUGAACUGGGCUGACAAACACUGCCCCAUGGCCCGCUACGUUUUCAAGACGGACGACGAUGUGUAUGUCAACGUCCCAGAACUGGUAUCAGAGCUGGUCCUGCGAGGGGGCCAUUGGGAACAAUGGGAGAGGGGCAGGGAGCCCCAGAAAGAGGCUGCGGUUGAUGAGGCACGGGAAGACGGCAGCCAGGCAGUCCCCCUUCUGUACCUGGGCCGCGUGCACUGGCGGGUGAACCCCUCUCGGACAGCAGGGGGCCGGCACCACGUGUCAGAGGAGCAGUGGCCUCAAACCUGGGGUCCCUUUCCACCCUAUGCCUCUGGCACGGGGUAUGUGCUGUCAUUGUCUGCUGUGCAACUCAUUCUGAAAGUGGCCAGCCGGGCACCCCCUCUGCCAUUGGAGGAUGUCUUUGUGGGGGUGAGUGCCCGCCGAGGAGGCCUUGCCCCAACCCACUGUGUCAAGCUAGCUGGCGCCACCCACUAUCCCCUGGACCGGUGCUGCUAUGGGAAGUUCCUUUUGACGUCCCAUAAGUUGGACCCCUGGGAGAUGCAGGAAGCCUGGAAGUUGGUGGGCAGCUCUGAUGGGGAAAGGACCGCGCCCUUCUGCUCCUGGCUACAGGAAAUCCUGGGCAUCCUGCGGUGUCGGGUCAUAGCCUGGCUUCACAGCUGAAGAGUGUCUGGGGCCACAGGAUAGACAUGGGGAGCAGACAUUCUCUCUCCCAGGCCCAAGACAGAGGCCCUAGCUGGCUGCAGCUUAUCAGUUUCCUCAUACCAGACCCUCAGUCUGCACCAAAGACAGGGAUAUAGGAAACACCUAGGGGCCUGGCCUGCCAGCCCCAAAGAUGGUCAGAAAAACAGUGCUGGGGUUGUUCUCUCCAGCCGGGGCAGGAGGGGGGCAUAACCCCCUCAAUAAACUUGUCUCUCCACCU